AUGUGUGGUCAUACAGAUCAAUCAGUACGUGAACGUUGUUCUGCUAUUAUCAAACGAGUUAGAACCCAAACGGAAACUUGUGAUGAAUUAUCAUUAGAGAAAAAAGAAGCUAUUAUUCAACCAUCAAAACGCCGAUUUUCAUUUAAAGAAAUUGAUUCUAUAAAAACAGCUCGUACGAAAAGUUUUAUUAACUGGCCUCAUUCUACUCCUAGCCGUGAGUCAAUGGCAUCGAACGGAUGGUUUUCUUGCAAUAUAAAUGAUCGAGUUAUUUGUAUAUAUUGUAAUACUAUUUGUCAACGUUGGACAUCUAAUGAUGAUCCACAAGAAGUUCAUCAAAGACUUGCACCUCAAUGUGCAUUUGUUCUAUCAUUAUCAUUAUCAUCAAAACCUAAACCUUUAGUAAUGGAUCAAAAUGUUGGUGAACCCUUUAAACCACAUCAUGCAUCUAUGUGCGAGAUAUCUCGUCGAUUACAAACAUUUAAUAAUCCUUCUUGGACACAAAGUUCUCCAACUGCUGAUGAUUUAGCGCAAGCAGGAUUCUUUUAUUCUGGCAGUGAAAAUACAGUAACUUGUUUUUAUUGUAAUGGAUCAUUACAUAAAUGGAGUGCAAAAGAUAGUCCAAAAAUAGAACAUUGCCGAUGGUUUCCCAAUUGUAUAUAUGCUAGACAUUUCUGUGGAGAUCCUCUUUAUUUUCGAAUUCAAAUGAAAAAAAGUCAACUUACAAAAAAGAAUGAUGAGAUUGAUCAAAAUACUCUUGUUCGUCUUGUUAAUGCAAGACUUGAUCUACCUAGAGUACAACAACUUCGUACACAAUAUGAUUUGACAAUUAUUCGACGAGUUUUGGAAGAUCAAUUAAAAAAUAAUCAUAAUGAUUCUGAAUCAGAUAACGAUCUAGCGAUGUCUUGUUUUAUUCUUAAAAAACAAAUUGAUACUUUGCAGGGUAAUCCAGAGAGAAUAAUAAUUCCUUCAAAAAAUCAAAUGUCAAUGAGUACGUCUAAUGCUUCAAGUAGAAAAUCUGAUGAAUGUCUAAUAUGUCUUACGGAAGAAAGACAAAUUGCUUGUAUGCCUUGUGGACAUUUCUGUGCUUGUGUAUCAUGUGGAUAUAGUCUUCGUUCAUGUCCGGUAUGCCGAGAAAAUAUUCAGUCAUUUGUUCGCAUUUAUUGUUAA
Adineta steineri is the source of this 1167-nucleotide messenger RNA. NCBI's taxonomy places the organism in Eukaryota, Metazoa, Rotifera, Eurotatoria, Adinetida, Adinetidae. The record is from the annotation of a GenBank genome assembly.